ACCACGUCUACGUUUCGGACAUUAUCGGCUAGUUCGUUGUAGAGUGAACGUCUUCGUCGACCGGACUUUCAUUGUCCCGGCAUAAAAAUGCGGUCCUUCUGCGCGUUCGUGCUUCUGCUGGCGGCUACAAUCGCCACCGCAGAAAUCUACUUCGAGGAGAAGUUCCUCGAUGAUUCCUGGGAGAAGAACUGGGUGUACUCUGAACAUCCUGGAAAAGAGUUUGGAAAGUUUGUUUUGAGUCAUGGAAAAUUCUGGAAUGAUCCUGAAAAUGACAAAGGUAUCCAGACUUCCCAAGAUGCUAGAUUUUAUGCAUUAAGCAGGAAGUUCAAGCCCUUCAGUAAUAAAGAUAAACCGCUUGUUAUCCAAUUCAGUGUUAAACAUGAACAGAACAUUGACUGUGGUGGUGGAUAUGUCAAGGUAUUUGACUGUUCACUGGAUCAGACAGAUAUGCAUGGAGAAAGUCCCUAUGAAAUUAUGUUUGGACCUGAUAUUUGUGGGCCUGGAACCAAGAAAGUUCAUGUGAUCUUUAGCUACAAGGGCAAAAAUCUUUUAAUCAACAAAGAUAUUCGAUGCAAAGACGACAUUUAUACUCACUUGUAUACUUUAAUUGUUAAACCUGAUAACACGUACAAGGUUCUUAUCGACAACGAAGAGGUAGAAUCCGGUGAAUUGGAGGCAGACUGGGAUUUCCUGCCACCGAAGAAAAUUAAGGAUCCAUCUCAAAGCAAACCCGAUGACUGGGAUGAUAAACCCACGAUUCCCGAUCCAGACGACACAAAACCAGAGGAUUGGGAUAAACCUGAACACAUCCCUGAUCCUGAAGCUAGUAAACCUGAAGAUUGGGAUGACGAGAUGGACGGAGAAUGGGAGGCUCCGAUGAUCGAUAAUCCUGAAUACAAAGGUGAAUGGAAACCGAAACAAAUCGAUAAUCCUAACUACAAAGGACCCUGGAUUCAUCCAGAAAUUGAUAAUCCUGAAUACACACCUGACCCAGAAUUGUACAAAAGGGAUGAAAUUUGUGCCAUUGGUUUCGAUCUCUGGCAAGUGAAGUCUGGAACUAUUUUCGACAAUGUACUCAUCACGGACGACCCUGAGGUCGCCCGCAAGUUUGGCGAAGAUGUUUGGAAACCCACUUUUGAAGGUGAGAAGAAAAUGAAAGAAGCUCAAAACGAAGAAGAAAGAAAACAAAGAGAAAAGGAGAGUAAAGAGAACGAGGAUAAUAAAGAUGACGAGGAAGAGGAGGAGGGGGAUGAAGAGGACAAUACUGUCCAAGACGCCGAUGGGCAUGAUGAAUUGUAAAUAAUGUGUCGUGACUGACACGAACACAGACUGUAUUCCAGGAGCUGUGUGGCCGCGACACGCACUAUUUUCCAUAAAACGCAAAAAAAGUCAUAAAAAAGAAAAUGGUUCCUUUCGAUCAAACAAAUCUACGGGGAAAAAUUCUCAAAUCUUGGAAAGUUUGAAACAGUGAGUCGCAAAGUAACAUUUUAAAAUUGAAAUAUGGCCUCGUGUUUAAAGCCUAAACAUUUUAUCCUAGUCUUCGAUCGUUUGUUCAUUUGGGUUUUACAAAAAAUCAUCGGUGAAAGGUGUUAAGAACAUCGAGUGUUCAACAAAAUCAAAGUGCUCAUUGUGCUACCCAGAAGUACGCUACAAUCUCAAAAGAAAUAUAUAUAAUAGCACAUACAUAGUAUAUAUGUAUUAUAUAAAUAGUCAUCUUGCCCCGUGUCUCCCCCAUGACACAGCUCCAUAAAAAGACUAAGUUGUUCCGUUUUUGUUUGUCAAGUGUUUUUAUAUACAAUUGAAAGAUAAUUAAAAUGUAAUUUAACGAUACAUUAUAUGUAUAUAUAUUUAUACAUAUAUACAUAUAUAUACAUAUAUAUUUCAAUUUCCGUACAGUGUACGCGCAUAUUAAAAGAAACCCGCUGCAGUUAAAAGAUUAAGAGUGAUUGGAUGUGUGCAGACGUGAUUGAAUGAAUAUAAAUAUAAAUAUGAAUAAUUGGUAUGAUUAUGUAUCAAAUGCAACCAGUAACCAAUGUAAUAAAAUAAAUAAGACUUUUCUAGAUGUGCUAAGGCUGAUUA
Messenger RNA from Megachile rotundata (alfalfa leafcutting bee), 2079 nucleotides. It is a transcript of the gene Calr, whose product is annotated as calreticulin. Gene Ontology annotation, molecular function: calcium ion binding. Lineage: Eukaryota; Metazoa; Arthropoda; Insecta; Hymenoptera; Megachilidae. The record is from RefSeq and is a predicted model, not a curated record. Gene Ontology annotation, biological process: protein folding; ERAD pathway. Gene Ontology annotation, cellular component: endoplasmic reticulum membrane; endoplasmic reticulum.